This is a messenger RNA of Verticillium dahliae VdLs.17, 1767 nucleotides long. Its product is annotated as glucose oxidase. Gene Ontology annotation, biological process: secondary metabolite biosynthetic process. Gene Ontology annotation, molecular function: flavin adenine dinucleotide binding; oxidoreductase activity, acting on CH-OH group of donors. Lineage: Eukaryota; Fungi; Ascomycota; Sordariomycetes; Glomerellales; Plectosphaerellaceae. The transcript is spliced from 2 exons. Bases 1 to 1767 code for a protein of 588 amino acids. The record is from RefSeq and is a predicted model, not a curated record.
AUGUUGAUUCGUCGCGAAUACAGGCUGCGUUCAGGCUCUUUGGGCUUACUAAGGUCAUUGUGUAUCGUCCGUUACUUGUUCGCUUGUGGAAUGAGGCUAUACCUAGCCAUUGAUCGAGCAACUAUUGGCUCUAUCUGCAGAAGGCUCGGCGAAUGCAACGUGAACGCUCGAAGCGAAGUCCCUCGUGGCUCCAGGGACGAUUGUACCGGCAAGCGGUGCCGUUGCCCCAGGUUGAUAAACACUGCAAGCCUCGUUCACAGAGAAGGUAAAGGACAGUCGGCGCUUGAUGGCCGCUCGGUUCUUGUGAACCGCGGCAAGGUUCUCGGCGGCUCGUCUGCCAUGAACUACCUUUGCUACGACCGCGCGUCUGCGCCAGAGUACGAGUCCUGGGCCGAGUUCGGCAACAAGGGAUGGGGUUGGAACACCAUGAUCAAUGCCAUGACCAAGUCGGAAAACUUUACCGACUCCGAUGACGACCGACAUGGUUUCAAGGGGCCCAUCCGCAACUACUACAAUCGUGUGGUAUACCCUGUGCUGAGGCUCUGGGAGCCUGCCGUAAGCGAGUUGGGCACCAACAUCAACGUCCGCCAGAGCAUGGGUGGUGAGCCCAUUGGAGUAGGCUUCCAGCCGACCAACAUCGACAUUACAAAGCACACUCGAUCUUACUCGGCAAGCAGCUACCUUCCUCUGGCUGGCAAUAACUUGAUUGUCAAGACGAAUACCCAGGUUGAGAAGGUCAAUUUGGUCAAGCGCAAGAGUUCGUACCAGGCGACCGGCGUAACCCUUCCCGGUGGUGUCAUCAUCACGGCCACGAAGGAGGUCAUUGUUUCUGCUGGUUCUGUCCAAAGCCCGGGUAUUCUUGAGCUCUCGGGAGUCGGCCAGCCCGAUGUUCUUAAGGCCGCCGGCAUCACUCCCCUUGUCAACCUCCCUGGUGUGGGCGAAAACUACCAGGACCACAUCCGCCUUUCCAACACGUACCGACUAAAGGAUGGCAUCGACUCGUUCGACAACCUCAUCUUUGACAACGCGGGGGCCAACGCCACAGGUGAACUGCAGAAGUGGCAGGAGGGCAAGCAGUCGCUGUACGAGUAUACGACUGCAGCCUACGGCUUCAUGAACUGGAAGCAGCUCGGCAUUGAGGCUAAGAUCAAGCAAAUUGCCACUAACGCUUUCGGCUCCAGUCAGAAUGUGGUCGACGCCAAGAAGCUGCAAUUCCUCAACAACUCCCAGAUCCCUUCGGUGGAAGUUAUCUACGAAGCCAAUUAUGUCGGCGCCUUUGGCUACACUGGUGGAAAGUUUGUAACCUUCCUGGCUACGGUCAUGCAUCCCUUCUCGCGCGGUAGUGUGCAUAUCGACCCCCAGAGCCCUCUUGGGAAGCCCAUCAUCGACCCCAAAUUCUUGAGCAACGAGUAUGAUCUUACCGCUCUUGUGGAGGGCGCAAAGUUUUCUCGCCGCAUCGCCGAAACUGCAUCCAUCAAGGCAACCUGGGAGGCCGAGACUGAGCCUGGCCCAGAUGUCCAGACCGACGAGCAGUGGCGCGCGUUCGCGAAGAAGACCAUGGGUAGCUUUUAUCAUCCUGUUGGAACCUGUGCCAUGCUGCCCCGAAAGGAUGGUGGUGUUGUGGAUGCUGAGCUUCGCGUUUACGGAACGACCGGCCUGCGUGUUGUUGAUAACAGCAUUAUUCCCAUUAUCCCUUCGGCUCACAUCCAAACAGCCGCUUACGGCAUUGCUGAAGUCGCCGCGGCCAAGAUCAUUGCUUCUGCGUAA